AUGCAACCAAAAAAAAAUAAUUUCCGAUGCAACGCAACUCAAGCGUGUGAUCCUUGCAAGCUUUCUAAAUAUAAAUGUGAUCGCCUUGAUCAAUCUACUAAGUGCAGUAGAUGCACUAAAAAGAAUAGCGAAUGCACAUAUUUAUUUCAACAAGAAAAACGUGGUCCCAAACCUCGGAAACGCAGUCCCAGACCUCCGAAACGUGGUCCCAAACCUCGGAAACCCACACCUAAUACUACAUCUUCUCUUUCCAAUAAUACGCAUUCUCACAACAAUGAUUCUAAGUUGAGUGAAUUGAUUCGCGAUUUAUUUUGGGAGGCCAGAUGUGAUCUUUGUGAAAUAUAA
This is a messenger RNA of Cetraspora pellucida, 345 nucleotides long. The record is from the annotation of a GenBank genome assembly. NCBI's taxonomy places the organism in Eukaryota, Fungi, Glomeromycota, Glomeromycetes, Diversisporales, Gigasporaceae.